Candidozyma auris is the source of this 2181-nucleotide messenger RNA. It is a transcript of the gene ARG83, whose product is annotated as Arg83p. Lineage: Eukaryota; Fungi; Ascomycota; Pichiomycetes; Serinales; Metschnikowiaceae. The transcript has a single exon. The record is from RefSeq and is a predicted model, not a curated record. Bases 1 to 2181 code for a protein of 726 amino acids.
AUGAAAUACGAAACCUAUGCACAGUUGAACGCUGUUGUAUCUCAGUUUGAUGAUGUCUCAAAGAAGAUGUCAAGGAGCAUGCGAUAUUUCAACGGACCAUUCGGAGCUUUCAAAUUUACGGAUAGUCCGGUAUUGCCUGAACCAAUCCCAAUUAGCGAAAGUGCUCAGAUACUGCCUGUGAAGCGCUCUAUUGCGACCUCGAUGGAUAUCGAUGAAAUUUCCAAGAGCGAUUCACCAGAGUUGAGCUCUGACUCAAUCUCUGAACCUAUAAAAAAUCUAGACUCAGAUAAACUCGAGCCAGAAACCUCUAUCUUUUCCAAAACAGACAAUACCUACGUCCAUUACGCUCUUUUAGAUUCCGCGAAGCUCACCACUUUAGCUAUUAAAGGCCCCAAGUAUAAAUUCUCGGAGCAGAGUAUGUUUCAUAUAUUGUACCCUAAUUUUUUCCCGAAUAUUGAUCCCGAUGAUUGGAAGCCAAACAUGAAUGUCAUGUUGCGGUAUUUUAAGCAUUCCACAUCUUUUCCAAACGGCGUUGAGAUCCACCCAUUAUUGACGACAGCGACCCAGCAAUUGAAUGGCUCAUCAAUGGCAUUUACAAGAGUUGUGUACGAAAGAAACCAAUGGGAUACCUAUGUAUUACCGCUUAUCAAACAAAUACUCUUUGAGUUGAUAUGCGAGGAGUUUCCUACGUCAAACAGCUGGAGAACGCACCACAUUCCCAAAGAUGCUAGUGAUAUUCCUAGAGCGCUACUUCUUAAGAACUUACGCUUAGGUAUCAUGUUCAUGUGUUUGGCUACAAGUGAAUUUCGCAGGUCGCUGGAGUUCGAGAAGAAAAAUGUCAAUAAUGACGAGAAAUCAUAUUUCAUGGACGAUGAGCUUAAAGCGUCUAUCGAGAUGAGAAAAAUUGGAAUCAAUAUCUUGAAUUACCAUUUGGAUGAGUACGACAAUAAUUCUCGAUUUCCUCAGAUAGACAAUUACGAGACGUAUUUAUUGUUGGCACUUUUACUUCAGAUUAAUCUUGAUGAUCUUUUUGGAGUAUAUGAAAACUACGAACUUAUAUUUGCCAUCGGCGACUUUCUUAUCAAGAGCAGGUUGAAAAUGGUCGAGCGCAAGUUAACUACCCUUGACAAGUAUCUCCGAAGUGUGUUUGAGAUUCUACAAAUCUUUUACAGCUCCACUCAGGCUGUAACUUUGUUCAAUUACGAGAUUCCGGAAAAGGACCGACAACAACGGUAUCAGGACUUAGACGAGAAUUACGAUCUCACAAAAGACCUCUCUGAUGUCGAACUGUAUGAUUCAACUAGUGAAGAAAGUGAUAAUCUAGAAGGGGGUGAAAGACCUAAGAAUAUUCAGGUGGCUUCUGCCGGUAUUAGUGAUGAGCAACAGCCAUUCUCAUUUACGGUAUACUUUGGUGAAAAGCGAGGUUCUGAUAGAAGGAGAGAAAGUAAGGAUUCUGGCCAACCGCCAAGGAGAAGCAUGAUUCAUCUGAGCUCGAGUCCCAUCUUUCCUGAAGUUGGUGACAGAUCUGUUUAUGUCUCAUACGGUUUGCCCAAAUCCUUGUUGCAAUUACUCCAUGAAGUUGUUCAACUCACGAAUCACAAACGUGUCUUCCAAACUCAGCACUAUUUUCCAAGAAACUUUCCUCGGGUGUGCGCUGAUGUGGAGGACAAAAUAUUAAAUUGGAACGUCGAAAGCUACUGGAAAUUAUACGACAAUGAAUUCGACACAAUUACCAACCGAGCCACGAAAAAUUUCCCUUCUUCGUUCCAUGAAGGUUUGUAUUAUAACGUUAUGAGUGUUUACAAUGCACUCAAGGUGUACUUCAAGCGUUUGAUUCCGGUAAGUGCUCUUCAUGCAACCCAAGACUAUGUUAGAGCGAGCUUGAAUGCUAUGGAAAAGCUCCUCAAACUUUCCGAGGAGCUGAAAGCCAAGAAUGACCCCUAUUCAUUCUUGCCUUCAUUUUGGCCUCUCCUUAUCUGUGGAUGUGAUAUAGACAUUAAGUCAAACGAAGACUUACAAAUACAGUGCCGCAAGCUAUGGAGUCACAACAUAUUUCGGAAGCACAAUUAUUGGAGAUCAAAGCAAAUGCUAUUUGAGGUAUGGAAACGUCGUUCCGAGGGUGAAGAAGUGGAAUUCAUGGAUCUAGUGCGAGAGUGGAAUGUUGUAUUAUGCUUGGGCUGA